Molecule: messenger RNA, 1064 nt
Organism: Phytomonas sp. Hart1
Lineage: Eukaryota; Euglenozoa; Kinetoplastea; Trypanosomatida; Trypanosomatidae
Source: the annotation of a GenBank genome assembly
AAAUCAGCAUCCAUUAACUUUCUUAGUCUCUAUACAUCUUCCCUUACACAUACACAUUCUCUUUCUUUUAAAACCCCAGACAUGUCCUACAAACCUCACUACCCGAUCGUCUCGAGCAACCCCAAGGUCUGGCUUGACAUCCAGAUCGGCGGGGUGGAUGUCGGGCGUAUCAAAAUUGAGCUCUUCGCGGAUGCCGUGCCGACGACGGCCGAGAACUUCCGCGUGCUCUGCACAGGGGAAAAGAAGCUGACCUUCGCCGGGUCCCCCUUCCACCGCGUGAUCCCAGGCUUCAUGUGCCAGGGCGGAGACAUCACGGCAGGGAAUGGGACCGGGGGGGAGUCCAUCUACGGUCCCACCUUCGCCGACGAGAGCUUCCAGGGCAAGGCGGGUGAACACUUCGGUCUGGGCACCCUCUCUAUGGCGAACGCUGGCCCGAACACGAACGGCUCGCAGUUCUUCAUCUGCACGGCGAAGACGGAGUGGUUGAACGGGAAGCAUGUGGUCUUCGGACAGAUGCUGGAUGGGUACGACGUCCUCAAGGCGAUCGAACGCGUCGGCUCUAGUGGUGGCGCGACGAAGAAGCCGGUGAAGAUCUCCGCCUGCGGACAGGACAAAAGCUAAAUAGGGUGGAAUGGCAACAUCCAUUAACCAAUAUAUUUUAAUAGUAAUAUAUAUUUAUUUAUUGAAAGGUGAAAUAGGGCACUAUUUUUCUCUUUUCCAUUAAUAAAAAGGAGAGUAAUAUUGAAGAAAAAUGAUAGUUUGAUCGUCGAAAGUACCUUUGCAUAUUUUUGAUUCUAUUUUACUGAGUACAAUUCGGAAAGUGCUUCAUCUCAGGAUCUUUUAUUCUAUUCCAGUUAAUAGGUGAAAAAAUGUAGAUAAACACGCGUUGGCUUUCUUUUCUAUUUUUCAUGUCCCUAUAGCUUCAGACUUUUUUGUAACCUGAGGUAAAUAAGCUAAUGUAAGCGAAAAGAGAUGGAAAAUUGAGAGAAUUCGUAGUGUGUUUAUAUAUCUAUCUAUAAAAAGAACGUUCUAUCGACUUUAAAUGACCAUUGUGCAUUCCUUCA